Molecule: messenger RNA, 2015 nt
Organism: Prosopis cineraria
Lineage: Eukaryota; Viridiplantae; Streptophyta; Magnoliopsida; Fabales; Fabaceae
Product: transcription factor bHLH130-like
Exons: 6
Coding region: 433-1611 (392 amino acids)
Biological process (GO): regulation of transcription by RNA polymerase II
Cellular component (GO): nucleus
Molecular function (GO): DNA-binding transcription factor activity, RNA polymerase II-specific; protein dimerization activity; RNA polymerase II cis-regulatory region sequence-specific DNA binding
Source: RefSeq, a predicted model, not a curated record
UAAAUACUGCCUCCUCCUCUCUCUCUGUCUCUCAUUAUUCACAAGAUCUUCCUUGCUUUCAAGACCAAAUCUGAAGUUGUACUGAUAAUCUUUAUUUAUAUAUUGCUGCCUCCUUGUCCUUUUCACUGGAUCUCUCUUCCCUCAUAUCUCUCCUUCCCGCCUCCCGUCUCUGCUCUGUUUUACUUUUAAUUCAUUCACUGCUCUUUCUAUCCGGCUAGGGUUCUCUUCCGUUUCGGUUGCUUCUUCCGGAAGAUCUUAUCUCCACCUGCUUAGGAACUAAGCUGAUAGAAAAAUUCUCAGAAUUUUCUCGGAUAAAGGCGGUCAAUCUUUUUCACUAUGAUUCCCCAGCUUCUGAUAUCCGCUUGACUUCUCCUGCUUGCUUCGAACUAUAUAGCGGUAGGACGUGACGAAGUGAGGAUACGGGAGCAUUUUAUGGAUUCCAAUUCCUUUCUCAAUUAUCAGCACCAACGUCAGCCCAAUUCCGGGUUGCUUCGGUUUCGCUCUGCCCCGACUUCGGUUCUUUCAAAUUUCACCCAAGCCCUUGGUUCUGAUCUCGGCAAGGGCGAUAAUCCGUGGGAGACUUCCGAAUCCGAUAAAUUAAUCUCUAGAUUCGUAAAUAACAACGAACCGGAUUCUCCUGGUUUCCAGGAAUUCGAAGCCAAGGCCCCUGAAGCACCGGCCGAGACAGCACUCAACCAUAUGAACUCUUAUAAUGGUUUGCCCCCUCACUACCCGAGGCAAAAUUCUACGGCGAGUUCCGCCAUGGAUAGUUCAUAUGGUCAUGGACUGGUGGGUUCAUUUGAAAUGGAUCCUCAAACGCAGCCGAAGGGCUUCACUCCGAAUCUUCUCAGGCAAAGUAGCUCCCCUGCCGGGCUUUUCUCCAACACUUCCUUUCCAAACGGGUAUUCCAAUUCUACCAUUAAGGGUGUUGGAAACUAUGGUGGGUCGAAUGGCAGGAAUAGUGAAGGGAGUCCGUCCAUGAGCAGAUUGAAGAAUCAGUUCGGGUUCUUAUCAAGAAGUGGUUCUUCCCUGGGAAUGUUAUCACAAAUCUCUGAGAUAGAGGGUGAGAACACCGAAGCAACCAACCCUGACAACGGGGGUUUGGGAUCUGUCAAUGCUUUUGACCCUGGGUUUCCGUACAGUUCCUGGAAUGAUACGUCCCAUCUCUCAGAAAAUCUCGGUGGCUUGAAAAGAGAGCCAAGUAACGGUGAAAAAUUAUUCUCUAAUUCUCAGAAUGGACCGCUUGGAAAUCGGGUUCCUAUGUUAUCUCAUCACUUGAGUUUGCCAAAACCUUCAGCAGAUAUGAGUGCCAUGGAGAAGCUUCUUCAAUUCCCAGACUCUGUUCCUUGUAAAAUAAGAGCAAAGCGAGGCUGUGCUACCCAUCCUCGAAGCAUUGCAGAAAGGGUUAGAAGAACUCGGAUCAGUGAACGGAUGAGGAAACUUCAAGAGCUUGUCCCAAACAUGGACAAGCAAACGAACACAGCAGACAUGUUGGACUUGGCUGUUGAGUACAUUAAAGAUCUUCAAAAACAAUUCAAGACUCUCAGCGAGACAAGGGCAAACUGCAAAUGUAUAAGCACGCAGAAGUCAGAUACAAAUCAUGUUGUUUGAGUUGCUGCUGUGCUGGGUAGUAAGCGAAGCAUGCAAUGUGGGAUAGUGAUAGAAUCGUGCCUUACAAGUUACAUGCUGCUCGGAGAAAUUUAAGUAGGACGUUGAUGCAUAAGAUACUUUUUAAAAUCUUUAUCGCUCGCCAUACAGGAAGUUCGCUGUUCUUCACCACAACAUUUAGGUUCUUUCACGCUAGCAAGAGGGGUUUCAAUUACAGGGUCAAUAAAGGGAAUAGUUAUAUUUGUAAUUUUGUAUAGCAGAAUUGUAAUCGAUAUUUAUUAUCUAUCAGGUGAAAGUAAUUUACCAUCCUUCUUUUUUCAAAAAUAACUUCUUUCGAAUAAAACUAGUCGCGUUUCAGGGAAUUGUUGCGACUUGAAUGAGGUGUAGAUGUGAAUCGCCAUUUAAUU